This is a messenger RNA of Cygnus olor (mute swan), 729 nucleotides long. Its product is annotated as olfactory receptor 14C36-like. The record is from RefSeq and is a predicted model, not a curated record. Gene Ontology annotation, molecular function: G protein-coupled receptor activity; olfactory receptor activity. The transcript has 2 exons. Gene Ontology annotation, biological process: G protein-coupled receptor signaling pathway. Gene Ontology annotation, cellular component: membrane. NCBI's taxonomy places the organism in Eukaryota, Metazoa, Chordata, Aves, Anseriformes, Anatidae. Bases 1 to 729 code for a protein of 242 amino acids.
AUGGGCACUAUUACCACCACUGUCCCCAAAGCCAUGGCCAAUUCCCUCUGGGACACUAGGAUAAUCUCCUGCUAUGGAUGUUCCGCCCAAGCCUUUCUGUUAGUCUUUUACCUUUCAGCAGAGUUUUACCUUCUCACCGUCAUGGCCUAUGACCGCUACGUUGCCAUCUGCAAACCCCUGCACUACGGAACAAUAAUGACCAGCAGAACUUGUGUCAACAUGGCAGUGGCUACCUGGGGCAGUACUUUUCUCUAUGCUGUGCUGCACACUGCCAAUACCUUUUCCAUCCCCCUCUGCCAAGGCAAUGCUGUGGACCAGUUCUUCUGUGAAGUUCCCGAGAUCCUCAAGCUCUCCUGCUCAGAUGCCUACCUCAGAGAAGUUGGGCUUCUUGUGGUUAGUGCUUGCUUAGCAUCUGGGUGUUUUGUCUUCCUUGUGCUGUCCUAUGUGCAAAUCUUUAGGGUAGUGCUGAGGAUCCCCUCAGAGCAGGGACGGCACAAAGCCUUUUCCACGUGCCUCCCUCACCUGGCCGUGGUCUCCCUGAUGGUAAGCACUGGCAUAUUUUGCUACCUGAAGACCCCCUCCAUGUCUUCCUCAUCCCUGAAUCUUUUGCUGGCAGUUCUGUACUCGGUGGUGCCUCCAGCAGUGAACCCCCUUAUCUACAGCAUGAGGAACCAGGAGCUGAAGAACGCAGGUUGGAAACUGAUAACUGAAGGUUUUUCAAAAAGAUAA